AUAGAAAGGUGAAGCUGGGUGGCUCCUUCCUCCUCCCUUUCCUAACAGAAGUAAUGAGAUGAAGUUCCUCCAGGUGCAUGUUUGCUGUUUCCUAGGCCUCUGGGCCAUUGUAGUAGCUCAGGAACCAGAAUACAGCUAUGGAUGUGCAGAAGGGAGCUGCUAUCCAGCUACUGGAGACUUGCUGAUUGGCCGAGCUGACAAGAUAAGUGUCACCUCCACAUGUGGGCUCCGAAAGCCUGAACCAUACUGCAUUGUUAGCCACCUUCAGGAGGACAAAAAAUGUUUCACAUGUGAUUCAAGGUACGAAUUCCAUGAGACGCUCAACCCUGAUAGCCAUCUCAUUGAAAAUGUGGUGACAACCUUUGCUCCAAACCGUCUUAAGCUGUGGUGGCAGUCAGAAAAUGGAGUAGAAAAUGUAACUAUCCAGUUGGAUCUGGAGGCUGAAUUCCAUUUCACUCAUCUCAUUAUGACCUUCAAGACAUUUCGCCCAUCUGCAAUGCUGAUCGAAAGAUCCUCAGAUUUUGGGAAAACGUGGCAAGUGUAUAGAUAUUUUGCCUAUGAUUGCGACAAUUCAUUCCCAGGUGUUUCCAUUGGACCUAUGAAGAAAGUAGAUGACAUUAUUUGUGAUUCCCGGUAUUCUGACAUUGAACCUUCAACUGAGGGCGAGGUAAUUUAUCGUGCUCUGGAUCCUGCUUUUAGGAUAGAUGACCCAUAUAGCCCAAGGAUUCAAAAUAUGUUAAAAAUCACAAAUUUAAGAAUCAAAUUUACCAAACUACACACACUGGGAGACAACCUUCUUGAUUCUAGAAUGGAAAUCAGAGAAAAAUAUUAUUAUGCCAUUUAUGACAUGGUGGUCCGUGGGAAUUGCUUCUGUUAUGGACAUGCCAGUGAGUGUGCACCAGUGAAUGGACAUGAUGAAGAGGUGGAAGGAAUGGUCCACGGCCACUGUAUGUGCAGGCACAACACCAAGGGCUUAAACUGUGAGCAGUGCUUGGACUUCUACCACGAUUUGCCGUGGCGACCUGCUGAAGGACGCCACAGUAAUGCAUGCAAAAAAUGCAAUUGCAAUGAACAUUCUACACAGUGCCAUUUUGAUAUGGCUGUUUAUAUUGCUACUGGAAAUAUCAGUGGUGGAGUGUGUGAUGACUGUCAGCAUAACACAGUGGGGCGUAACUGUGAGCAGUGCAAGCCUUUCUACUUCCAGCAUCCAGAGAGAGAUAUCCGGGAUCCCAACAUUUGUGAACCAUGUGACUGUGAUCCAAUUGGCUCCCAGAAUGGUGGAACAUGUGAUCGCUACACUGACUACUCAACUGGUCUUAUUGCUGGACAGUGCCGUUGUAAAUUAUAUGUGGAAGGGGAACGUUGUGAUUUCUGUAAAGAAGGAUUCUAUGGAUUAAGUUCUGAUAAUCCUCUUGGUUGUCAGUCUUGUGCAUGUAAUCCUUUGGGCACACAUCCUGGAGAGAACCCUUGUGACUCUGAGACAGGAAACUGCUAUUGUAAACGUCUUGUUACAGGAAAGCAGUGUGAUCAGUGUCUGCCUCAACAUUGGGGGCUGAGCAAUGAUAUGGAUGGGUGUCGACCAUGUGAUUGUGAUCAAGGAGGAGCACUGAACAAUAACUGCUCAAGCGAAUCUGGCCAAUGCCAGUGCAGGCUCCAUAUGAUUGGCCGUCAGUGCAAUGAAGUGGAACCAGGGUAUUUUUUCAUUUCUUUAGAUCAUUACGUCUAUGAAGCGGAGGAAGGCAUUUUUGGCCCUGGAGUGAGCAUAGUUGAGCGUCAGUAUUCUCAGGAUCGUAUACCUUCAUGGACUGGAAUAGGAUUUGUAAGAGUUCCUGAAGGAGCAUAUCUGGAAUUCUACAUAGACAAUAUCCCAUACUCUAUGGAGUAUGAUGUUCUGAUUCGCUAUGAACCACAGUUACCAGAUCAAUGGGAAAAAGCUAGUAUCACUGUAUAUCGGCCCGGCAGAAUUCCGACUAGCAGCAGAUGUGGCAAUACAGUUCCUGAUGAUGACAAUCAAGAGGUAUCAUUAUCUCCAGGUUCAAGGUAUGUAGUCCUUCCACGUCCAAUAUGCUUUGAAAAGGGGCUGAAUUACACUGUUCGCUUGGAGCUGCCACAGUACUCCUUAAAUACCGAGGUGGAAAAUCCAUACACACUCAUUGAUUCACUUGUUCUCAUGCCAUUUUGCAAAUCACUGGACAUGUUCACUGUUGGAGGCAGAGGUGAUGAUGUAACGACUAACAGCGCCUGGGAAACCUUUCAAAGAUAUCGCUGCCUGGAGAACAGCAGGAGUGUUGUUAAAACACCUAUGACUGAUGUUUGCAGGAAUAUGAUUUUUAGUAUCUCAGCUCUGUUGCAUGAGACAGCGCUAUCUUGCCAGUGUGACCCACAAGGCUCAUUAAGUUCUGUAUGUGAUCCUAAUGGAGGCAAUUGCCAGUGUCGGCCAAAUGUUGUUGGAAGAAGAUGUGACAAAUGUGCUCCUGGAACCUUUGGAUUUGGACCGAGUGGAUGCAAAUCUUGUGAGUGCCAUGCCCAAGCUUCUGUUAAUGCGUUUUGCCACCCGGAGACUGGACAGUGCCACUGUUUCCAUGGAAUAUAUGGCCGGCAGUGUGACAGAUGUUUGCCUGGUUACUGGGGAUUUCCAAGCUGCCAACCCUGCCAGUGCAAUGGCCAUGCAGAUGAUUGUGAUCCAUAUAGUGGACAAUGCUUGAACUGCCGUGAUCACACCUCUGGCCACAACUGUGAAAGGUGCCUUGGUGGUUAUUAUGGAGAUCCUGUCUUGGGAUCCGGAGAUCACUGCCGUCCUUGUCCUUGUCCAGAUGGACCAGAAAGUGACCGCCAGUUUGCCAGUGGCUGUUAUCAAGACCGUAUUACACUCCAGGUGGUGUGUGUCUGUGAAAAGGGAUAUAAAGGGAGCAGAUGUGGGGAAUGUGCUUCUGGUUUCUUUGGAAAUCCUGAAGAUGUCGGUGGGAAUUGCCAGCCCUGCCAGUGCAACAACAAUAUUGACUCAAGUGAUCCAGAAGCUUGUGACAAGAGGACUGGAUUGUGCCUGAAGUGCUUGUAUCACACUGAGGGUGAAAACUGCCAACUGUGUAAACAUGGUUAUUAUGGACAGGCUCUUCAACAGGAUUGUAGAAAGUGUGUCUGCAAUUACUUGGGAACUGUACGUGAGCGUUGUGACAGCUCUGAAGACUGUGAGUGUGAGAAAGAAACUGGUCAGUGCCAAUGUCUUCCUAAUGUGAUUGGACAGAACUGUGACCACUGUGCCCCAAACACAUGGAAAUUGGCCAGUGGGAUUGGGUGUGAACCGUGUGCCUGUGAUACUGAACGUUCCUUUGGCUCAUCUUGUAAUGAGUUUUCUGGGCAAUGCCAAUGCAUGCCAGGAUUUGGAGGACGCACCUGUAAUGAAUGCCAGGAGCUUUUCUGGGGUGAUCCUGGUGUGGACUGUCAAGCUUGUGAUUGUGAUCAGCGUGGCAUUCAGACCCCCCAGUGCAACCGCACGACUGGCCAGUGCAUCUGUAACGAGGGAGUUGAGGGACCCCGUUGUGACAAAUGCACCCGAGGCUACGCUGGCACCUUCCCAGACUGUGCACCUUGCCACCAGUGUUUUGCUCUCUGGGACAUCAUCAUUAGCGAGCUGACUAACAGGACGCAGAGAUUCCUGGAAAGAGCAAAAGCCCUGAAAAUCACAGGGGUCAGCGGUCCUUACCAACAGACACUCAACUCUGUGGAGGCAAAAUUGAAUGAGAUUAAAAGUAUCAUUGCUCAAAAUCCUGCUGCUGAGCCUCUUAAGAACAUUGGAAAUCUCUUCGAGGAAGCAGAGAAGCUAACAGCAGAUGUUACUGAGAAGAUAGCUGAAGUAGAAGAAAAAGUAUCCAAGGUGGCAGCAGAAAGUAAUAUCACAGAAGGUCAACUAAGUGCCUUGGAGGCAGAUGCAAAAAGCCUAGACAAUGUUGUAAAAGAACUUGCAGAACAACUGGAGUUCAUAAAAAUCUCUGAUGUUCGGGGAGCCUUGGACAGCAUCACCAAAUAUUUCCAAAUGUCCCUGGAUGCAGAAAAGAGAGCCAAUGCCUCAGCUCUUCUUCCUGGAAGUACAGUAGAGCAGUCAGCUGAAAUGCGGCUAGAAGUGGAAAGUAUGAUCAAUGAGACGGAGACGGAGUUCAAGGCUAAGCAAGAAGAACAGUCGCGCCUCUUGGAUGAACUCGCGGGCAAGCUGCAAAGUCUGGAUCUUGCAGAAGCGGCUGAGAAGACAUGUGGAACUCCCCUCGGGCCUUCCUGUGCAGAUUCAGAAUGUGGUGGUCUGAGCUGCCGAACUGAAGAUGGAAAGAAGAAGUGUGGAGGACCAGGCUGUGAUGGAUUGGUUACCGUGGCCCACAAUGCCUGGCAGAAAGCUAUGGAUUUCGACAGAGACAUACUCAGUGCUUUGGCAGAAGUUGAACAGCUCUCAAAAAUGGUCUCAGAAGCGAAACAAAGAGCCGAUGAAGCAAAGCAAAAUGCACAAGAAGUUCUGCUAAAAACCAACGCCACCAAGAAGCAAGUGGACAGGAGCAACGAGGAUCUGAGGAAUCUUAUUAAGCAGAUCAGGGACUUUCUGAUGAAAGACAGUGCUGAUCUCGACAGCAUUGAGGCAGUUGCCAAUGAAGUGCUCAACAUGGAGAUGCCCAGCACACCUGAGCAGUUACAAGCACUGGCGGAGAACAUCCGUGAGCGGGUGGAGAGUCUUUCUGAUGUCGAGACUGUCCUACAGCAGAGUGCUGGAGAUAUAGCAAGGGCAAAGAUACUCUUAGAUGAAGCCAAAAAGGCCAGUAAAAGUGCAACAGAUGUUAAAGUCACUGCAGACAUGGUGAAAGAGGCUCUUGAGGAAACUGAAAAAGCCCAGUCUGCAGCUGAAAAGGCCAUCAGACUAGCAGAUGCAGAUAUUCAAGGAACACAAGACCUGCUUACCUCUAUUGAAUCUGAAACGACGGCAUCGGAAGAAAAUCUGAACAACGCUACGCUGCGUAUCGCUGAACUAGAGAAGAAUGUGGAGGCACUUAGACAAAAGGCGGCCACAAACACAGAGGACAUUCAAGCCACGGAAGAAACCGUUGCUACUGUGAAUCAAACUACUGCAGACAUUCAACAAGUACUAGAUAAUGAUGUGGACAAGAAGUAUAAAACGGUAGAAAGCUUAAUAGCCAAAAAAACAGGAGAAUCUGCAGAUGCCAGGAAGAAAGCAGAAGCACUACAGAACGAAGCUAAAAUACUGUUAGAUCAAGCAAACAGCAAACUUCAGCAGCUCAAAGAACUCGAAGAUACAUAUGAAAAGAAUCAAAGAGUCCUGGAAGACAAAGCCAAGCACGUGGUACAACUGGAAGAAACAGUCCGUAGCCUUUUGCAGGCCAUCAGCCAAAAAGUUGCAGUUUACAGUACCUGCUAGUAAUUGAAAAAGGGAACAAAAAUCCUAGGAAAAAAGAAACGUAAAUCCGAAGACAAGUCUUAAACUGAUAUGAGAGCUGAUAACCUGACUGAAUUCCAGUUUUAAAACCAAAGAUUUUCCUCUUUUGCUUUAUAAAAUAAAACAGUACUUUUAUAACAAAGUAUAUGAUUCAUUUAACCAAUGUUACUUUCAUUAUCCCAAAUGAUUAACCCUUUUAUUCUGCUAAUAAAAUCUUAGCUUCAAAGAUGGGAUUUUAACAAAUUAGUUUUAAUUUAGCAUAUGUCGCUUUCUCAUCUUGGAACAUUGCA
Messenger RNA from Elgaria multicarinata webbii, 5721 nucleotides. RefSeq names its product laminin subunit beta 1 (gene LAMB1). Gene Ontology annotation, cellular component: laminin trimer. Bases 59 to 5413 code for a protein of 1784 amino acids. The record is from RefSeq and is a predicted model, not a curated record. The transcript is spliced from 33 exons. Lineage: Eukaryota; Metazoa; Chordata; Lepidosauria; Squamata; Anguidae. Gene Ontology annotation, biological process: basement membrane assembly; tissue development; animal organ morphogenesis.